AUGGAGGCGGGAAAGAGAGGUGACUCACUUGGGCACCUCGGCAGGAACUGGGGGGUGGAGGCACCCCUGGACUUGGCUUCCAGUGUUCGGAAGGAGGCGGACAGGGAGCUGAACCCCAGCAGCUGGGGACGGGGAUUGAUCCGGCGAUUCCCGUGGAGGGCUGCGAGCGAUGCAGGGUCGGCCUCGGGGAACUGGUGGGAAGCGUCCGGAGCGGGACAGGGAGUAACAUCCCGCCCUCACUUGUUGCGGUCAGCCCCAAAGCAGCAGGGAGGAGGAAAGAGCAAAGGCGUCGAAUACUACCUCUCCCAGUUCCUUUGCCUUGCCAGCUUUGUGCUGCUCCUGGUUUUUCUGGGCAUCCUGGUGGUGAAGAUGAUUGGGUCAGGCUGGCUUGACAGGAGAGAGGAGAAUUUUAAUCUCCUGCCUAUGGAUUGUGACAAAAGAACGGAUGAUUUCUGUCAAGCUAAACAGAAGGACGUAAUAAUGAACGUGCUGCACGAGUUGUAUAACUACUUGUCCGUACAAGCUGGUAAUUUCGAAUGCGGAAACCCUGAGAAUCUAAAAAGCAAAUGCGUUUGGGUUAGUGAGGCGAAGGAUCACGUGGUGAAUAUAACGGGUAGUUCUCCACAGAAGUUUGAAGCUGCCCUGCACUGGAUACUAAACAGUAACAAGGACUUAGGAAUAUGGUUGAAAGGCAGAGACCUUUCGGAACCAGUUACCAAAGUGGAGGAAGUGUUCUGUCUCGAAUCGGCCCAUCCACCCUGCCGUUUCCGUCGGGCAGUGGUCACUGCCAUUAUGAACCUUUUCCUGUUUUUCUGGAGUCUGAUAACUCUUUGGGGGAUCCUGAUCUUCCUUAGGUAUCGCUGGCGGAAGAUGGAGGAAGAGGAGCAAGCCAUGUAUGAAAUGGUGAAGAAAAUCAUAGCUGUUGUCCAGGACCACUAUAAGGAAUGGGAACGGAACUUGGAACGUUACCCCUACGUCGGCAUUUUCCACGUUCGGGACAGCCUCAUCCCUCCUCAGAGCAGAAAAAAAAUGAAGCGGGUCUGGGAGAGAGCUGUGGACUUUCUGGCUUCAAAUGAGUCACGGAUUCAGACAGAGUCGCACAGAGUAGCAGGAGAAGAUAUGCUUGUGUGGAGAUGGACUCAGCCUUCGUACGUCUCGGAUUCAGAGCACUGAAGAGGAGCAGAAGUUGAGCAGCUGUUGAUAUGGACCUCUGCAAGGGGACAGUCCCUUCUCUGAUGGUGGGAAAGAGCAGGUCACGGUCCUAAUCUCCUAAGGUUGGGGAUUGCAUGUAUCUGUUUGCUCUUCUUUCUGAAAUCUUCACACACAAAAAUUCAGGGCAAUAAUGUUGGCUUGGAAAGAAGAUGGUCUUGAGCUGGUGGGAAGCUAGAAUUGCACCAAAGUUAGCCUUCCAGCAGGUAUCUGGCUUCCGUAGGCAAGCAAACCUGGAACAACUCUUUAAAAAGAAAAA
Molecule: messenger RNA, 1468 nt
Organism: Tauraco erythrolophus (red-crested turaco)
Lineage: Eukaryota; Metazoa; Chordata; Aves; Musophagiformes; Musophagidae
Gene: LEMD2
Product: LEM domain nuclear envelope protein 2
Biological process (GO): nuclear envelope organization; negative regulation of BMP signaling pathway
Molecular function (GO): chromatin DNA binding
Source: RefSeq, a predicted model, not a curated record